Messenger RNA from Mirounga angustirostris (Northern elephant seal), 4294 nucleotides. It is a transcript of the gene VPS25, whose product is annotated as vacuolar protein sorting 25 homolog. Gene Ontology annotation, cellular component: ESCRT II complex. The record is from RefSeq and is a predicted model, not a curated record. Lineage: Eukaryota; Metazoa; Chordata; Mammalia; Carnivora; Phocidae. The transcript has 6 exons. Gene Ontology annotation, biological process: protein transport to vacuole involved in ubiquitin-dependent protein catabolic process via the multivesicular body sorting pathway. The coding region runs from base 2953 to 3492 and encodes 179 amino acids. Gene Ontology annotation, molecular function: structural molecule activity; protein homodimerization activity.
AGGCUGGGCCUUUCCUGUCCUUAUCCAAAGCCAGCACCAGGAAACAUACAGGAAAGAGACUCCCUUCCGGUCUGGACAGCAGCUGGGGAGGUGUGGGGGGAGGGGCAAGGGUGGAAUCUCUGCUGUGACUCCUGCAAGAAGGAAGGGGGACCACCCAGGAGCUCCGAAUUUUCCUCUUCUUCAUGCCUCAGUUUACUCCCAGGGCCUGGGAAUAGGAACCAUGAUAUGACCAAAAAGAGUCCAUCCCUAAGGACCUCAGGACUGAGGGCAAGGGCAGUGGGGACUUACUCCACUAAGUUCACCACAGGACUCCCCUUCCAGGUCCCUGGCCUCAUCCUAUGUUGUCCUGGACCCUGGGGGUGUGGCCUAUAGCCUGGCAGCACACUGCCCCCUGGUGUCCACUAGAGCUAACAGCCAGAAGAUGGACAUGAUCUGGAAGAACCUCAAAGCUGAGGAGACUGGACCCUGGGAUCAGACAUCUGUCAUCUCCAUAGCACUCACUAGUUCUUAGCUGGAACUAAGUCAGCCCUCAGCUUCCUAAGCCAUACUGAUACUCCCUUAAGACACCUUCCCACUUUCUAGGGACAUACCUAGUCUCUGAACUCAUUAUUUCAUAUACACUCUUACAUGUUCCCCAGACAGUGAGGCCCAGUUGUUCGACAGAGGACCUUAACCUCCAGUUCUUCCAGAUCAUCAAAGAUACAAGAGAACAACUUUGUUCUCCAUAAAGACACCCAGUUAUUCUUUAUGGCACCUGGAGCCUCUUCAGGGACUUUUCCUCCCCCCCCCCCCCUUGCUGAAAUAUUUACCUCUCUGAGAACAUGCAUAUCCAUUUCCUGGGACAUGCCCAUCCAUUCCAUAGAUAUAUACCUGUAUGCUUCCUAGAAUGUAUCUAUUCAUCCUCUGAGACAGACUUCUCUUCUCAGGACAUGUCUGUCUCUCUAGAGGCAUGUCUGUUUCCUAGGGCAUUUUAAGUUUUCACCUGAGAUAAGCCUUUCCUCUGUUUCCAUGAAUGCAUUGGUCUUCCCCAGGGAUAUAUCUGUUCUCUUGUUGGCCCAUAUUUGCCUUCCUGUGUUUUACUAAUAUACAUCAAGGGCAUGCUGGUAUAAGAUACUGUGUAUGGUAUAUUUUAUUGGAAAAAUAAGUUAAAUAAGGCCUAGUUUCUGCUCUCAAUGGCUUCCAUCUAAUAGGGCAGCUGACAUGUAUACAAACAAAAGCAAUGGAGUGUGUGAUGAGAGUCAUGCAAGGGAUACAAACCAAAUGUUAUCUAAGUGCAAAAAAAUGAGGGGUCACAUCUAGCUGAGGUGUGAUCACAGGAGGGUGAUUGUGGAGUUAGUAUAUGACUAGACCUUAAGAUGGAGUGCAUUUCCCCUAGGGAAGAGAGUAAAAAAAUAGGGGUGAAUUAGGAAAUUAUUGUAAUAUUCCAGGCUUGAGAAAAAGAGGACAUGGGCCAAAGGAGUGAUGAAUGAGGAAGUAGAAAAUAAAAAGUAGGAGAGAUGAUUAAAAACAAGGGAGGGAAUCAGCAGGAUUUGGAAAUGAAGGAGAGGAGAGGUUAGGGCUGACUCAGGCUUUGAAUCUGAGUUACUAGGACAAUGAUGGAAGUAAUGAUAGAAAAUGGCUAUUAGGAAGAGGAGCUGGCAAGAAGAAAAGGAUGUACAAUAUGAGCUGCCAAUAGAACAAGCUUUUAUGUCCCACAGAGAGUUAGAAAUGGGAGGGGUGGUGGUGGUGGUGGAAAUACAGAUUUAGGAGUGUUUUGCACAGAAAUGCCAAGUGAAGCCAUGAAAAGGAUGAAAGUUCUCAAGACAGAAGGUGUAUUGAAAAGAAAGCUGAGGUUAGAGUCUUAGGAAAUACGCACAUUUAAAGAAUGAGGGGGAAAUGAGACAAAGAGAAAGAUCAGAGAGACAGUGGCAGAACAAGGAUAAAGCAGUGCCAUGGAAGCAAAGGAGAUAGUGCCCUUCGAAAGAACAUUAUCAAUUGAAUGGUUCAUCCAUUCAUGCAACAGAUAUUUGCUGGGCACUUUGGUAGAUUGGGAACUGUGCACAAUGAAGGAUGGACUUGAGUGGGGGAAAGGUUAAAGAUCAGAUAGGAAAUUGAGAGUGUGACAAAGUCAAGGAAACUGUACAUAUUUUCAAAUACGGGUGACCUGAGCAUGUUUGUCAACUAGGGGAGAGGAGCCAGAGGAAAAGAAAAGAGGGAAGAUGAUAUACAAAGAAGUCCUAGAGGCAGUUGGAAAGGAGAGGUAAGAAGAUAUGCCAAAGGGUUGGUCUUGUAAAGGAAGAGUGACACUUCUUCCUUUGAGUCCAAAAGAAAGACGUAAAAGUGGAAAGGAAUUCUUGUGGGAAGAAUCAAGUGUGGUGACAGACAGAGGAGGAACGAUCAGGAGGUUCAAAGGCUUGGCCUCAAGUUCACAAAAUAGGAAGGGAAUUCUGCAGAGAGAAAGAAGAUGGAGACAGGUGGAAUGACUUGAUGAAUGGAAACAUUUGAAGAGUUACCUGGAGGGAUGUGACAGGGAGUCAAUAAAAGACAGUGCUGGGCUGCACUGAGAGCCCAGCAGUGAGGUUAGUCAGAGAACCUGGGGCUCAGCCAGCAUGUUCUGUGGUUUUCUUCCAGUAAUACAACUUGGCAGGAGUGAGGGGAGGGGUAGAGGAACAACAACCCUGAUUUGUUAAGUGACAGCAGGUAGGCAAGCAAGGGGACAGAAUGGGGUAGUCUAGGCUGGGUAAGGAGUCAAAUAAGACCAAAAUGGGUCUGGGGACUUGACACUAGAAAAGUGAGGACGUGAGAGAUAGAUGGCUGUGGUCAAAGCGGGCAGCUCUGAGUCAUGGAAGCCGAAACUUUUCCAGCGAUAAAAGGUACAAAUGUGCUCCUACGGGUGCUGCAGGAGACCAAGGAACGGUGCGCUCGAAGGACACAGCAAUUGAAGAGACUGGGGAAUUGUGAGGUGUUUGUUAAAUGCAACUGACACGGAUGUUAAUAUUAAAAGCAGCUGAGCAGAGGGGGAACAAGCCUAGGCAGUUCUACUAUCAAACUGUGCCGCUUUGGAGACGUCACUGCCCUUCUCUAGAGCUGAAUGAGAAGACUUCUCGGGGCUCUAAACGGUUGCAGCCGAACGUGGACACUCGGCAGAAGCAGCUGGCCGCCUGGUGCUCGCUGGUCCUGUCCUUCUGCCGCCUGCACAAACAGUCCAGCAUGACGGUGAUGGAAGCUCAGGAGAGCCCGCUCUUCAACAACGUGAAGCUACAGCGGAAGCUCCCUGUGGAAUCAAUCCAGGUUGUAUUAGAGGAACUAAGGAAGAAAGGGAACCUGGAGUGGUUGGAUAAGAACAAGUCUAGCUUCCUGAUCAUGUGGCGAAGGCCAGAAGAAUGGGGGAAGCUCAUCUAUCAGUGGGUUUCCAGGAGUGGCCAGAACAACUCCGUGUUCACCCUAUAUGAACUGACCAAUGGGGACGACACAGAGGAUGAGGAGGGCUCAAGAUUCGUGGGCAUCAGCUGAAGGGAUUGGGCCAACACCCCCAUCCCCACCCCCAGGCCUUUUAAAUACUUUGGUUUCUGGCCAGGCAAGGAUUUGUAUACUGUUUGAUUUUUACAUAGUGUAAAUAUAUUCUUAGCUCUUUUAUCUCUGGCUUCAUAUUCUGAUCCCCAGGAUCACCAAAAGUUCCAAUCUCAGCUGGGGAAAAAAGGGCACCUCCCCUUUCUGCCAGGCCCUGGCUGCCAUAACAAAGUUUAGAGCUCUUAGCUGUUCCCCCCUGCCCUGCAGGCCUCUGCUUGCUACUCCCACCAUCACCCCAUGACUUCAGUGCUGCAGCCUUGCCCAGCCCACCACUCAUGCUGGGCAAAGCUGGAGGCUUCCUCAGAAAGCAAGCUCCCUGACUUAAGAGGUAGGCCCCCAUAGGGGCUGAGGUGUGCGAACCUGUUAGGACUUGCCACCUGCUUCUCACCUCUCCCUGCAGUAUCUUGCCAUAUUUCCAGAUACUCAGCUGGCCCUUGGCUCCCAGCCUUGUUCCUUUUAACUAGGAAAAGGCAGAUACCCAUGCUGGACUUUUAACAGUCUCCUGGUUAGAGGUAUGGCUACACUUCUUUGUGUUAGGACAGGUGCUCCUGAUGGGUACCAGUGUGCAACUAGGGUCAGAAUCCAGUGACAAGGACCUUGACCUUCCUAGGCUUCACUGUCCCCCACUCUGUGGCCCACAAGCAGGUGGUGUCAUUCUUGUACAGCAGACACAUGCAUGGGGGUGGGGGAUACAUGUGAGGGUUGAGUCUGACAGAAGAACCUGGAAGGGGAGAAUAAGCAUGAA